AUGAGAAGAACAAAUCAAAAAGCAACUCGUGGAAAUCUUUUACUAAAGAUGGCUAAUGAAUUACAAUUAAAAAACGAGAAAUUAACAACCCAUUCAAUUGAAAUUAUCCCUUGUAAGUCAAUAAAAAAAGAACAACUCCAAAUGUGUUUUGAACUUGUCAAAGAAAAUAUGUUUUCUUUGGAUUCAGUUUCUUCGUUAGGAUGGAACGAUCAUGACAAAAUGGAAGAAAUGAAACAAGGAAAUGGGUUUUAUAUUCUUUUUAAAGAAGGAUUUGUUUGUAUUAGGUUUGAGUUAUUUGGGAAUGGAAUUCAGUGUUAUUUGUGGGAAAUUCAAAUAAAGAAAGAAUACAGAAGACAAGGAAUUGGAAAGGAAAUGAUGAAUGUUAUUGAAAUAAUAUCAAAGAAGGCUCAUUGUAGUGAAAUUAGUUUAUUAGUUUUAAAAAGUAAUAUUGAUGGUAAAGCAUUUUAUGAUAAAUUACAUUUUGAAGUAAAACAACAAGACUCAAAAGGUCAAGACUACUGGAUUAUGAGAAAGAAAUUAAAUUAA
Molecule: messenger RNA, 546 nt
Organism: Entamoeba dispar SAW760
Lineage: Eukaryota; Evosea; Mastigamoebida; Endamoebidae
Product: N-acetyltransferase, putative
Exons: 2
Coding region: 1-546 (181 amino acids)
Cellular component (GO): nucleus
Molecular function (GO): protein N-terminal-serine acetyltransferase activity; histone H4 acetyltransferase activity; histone H2A acetyltransferase activity
Source: RefSeq, a predicted model, not a curated record